GCCAUAUGUGGCGCAUAUUCCUGACCUUGCGAGACCUCCUAGAUAAAUGUAGCAAGUGGACACGCACCCCUUACGCAACCAACGAAAUCGCUCCGGACUUUCUCAAAGGGCACUCCUGUGGCCUCUCCGACACCCGCACACAAUACUCACCUUCAGUCACUCAUUCAAAACUCGCCCGACGCGGCUGGAUGAUUGACCAAGCGGAAUUCCCUGGGCGCGAUCACAUAGUCCACCAUUAGGGAAUUUAUCGAUCGCACAAUCGAUCAGCAAAGAGAUAUGGAUCCAGGUCUGGUGGUGGAGCCAGAACUCGAUGGCUUCAGUCGGGUAUUGCCUUUACCCUAUCGUGUCGCUCUCAUAAUUGUCUUGGGAAUUUGGGCCUGGGGCCUCAACCUACACUACCUCUCACUGAUCAGAAUUGACGUACCGAGUCUAAUCCGCUAUCCGGGUCGUCCCUCGCCGCACCACCCUCCUCACCACCUGUCGUGCUAUCGGAUUGCUACGUUUCUCUCCGUCCCGCUCGCUCUGUUCCUCCUGCUCUUCUGGGCCCUCACGAGCGGCAGCCCCACCGACAUCGCGGCCUGGGAGAUCCUUCCGAACAUCUACCUCCUUGUCCUCGUAGUCGGCUUCAUCGCUCCCAUCCCUUUCAUAUCCCGAAAUGGCCGCUCCCGCACACUGGCGACACUUAAGCGCAUCUCGAUCGGAGGCAUUGCGGAGGCACAAGACGGAAAGUUCGGUGAUAUCCUGCUCGCUGAUGCGCUGACGAGCUACGCAAAAGUGCUCGGCGAUCUAUUCAUUAGUCUCUGCAUGUUCUUCUCGUCCGGGAUAUCGAGCACGGGUCCCCCGAACCGCAACUGCGGCGGCCCCUUCUGGGUGCCCUUCAUCAUCUCCAUACCAAGCAUGAUCCGGCUGCGCCAGUGCAUCACCGAGUACUUCCGCGUGCAGAAAGCGAACCAGCGGACCGGCCAGAUAAACCCCGCGACAGGCUGGGGCGGCGUGCACCUCGCCAACGCACUGAAAUACUCGACCGCGUUCCCCGUCAUCAUCCUCAGCGCGCUGCAGCGCUCGCCGGACCCCUCCAAGUUCGGCAUGUCUGAGGCGUCCCUGUUCCGCCUGUGGCUCGCCGCCGUGUUCGUCAACUCCGGAUACUCCUUUUACUGGGACGUCGCCCGCGAUUGGGACCUCACGCUCUUCACCAAGCAGCGCGACAGCCCGGAGUACCCCUGGGGCCUCCGCCGACACAGAUGGUUCCACGCGAAGGAGUUCUACUACGCCGCCAUCAUCGUCGACGCCAUGCUACGCUGCACGUGGAGCUUCAAGCUCAGCCCGCACCUCGACCACUUCAACGACCUUGAGGGCGGCAUCUUCCUCAUGGAGGUGCUCGAGGUGCUGAGGAGGUGGAUAUGGAUCUUUUUUAGAGUCGAGACCGAGUGGGUCCGGAACCACCGCGGUCCAGCACCAGACGACGUCCUACUCGGCGACUUGUCGUCGAAUAACAAGUACGACGAGGAUGAAUAGACAGGGAACCAUUAAUAUAUAUAUAUAUAUAUAUAUAUAUAUAUAUACACACAAUUUUAUAGACCUACUGAAGCAAGCAAGGGAGAUACCCCACCGUCAUCAUAUCAUAUUAUAUUUAGCACCGCAUCAUGCAUUGGGCGACAUUUUGAAUUCUUCCAUUUUCUUUGGUUCUCUACUUGUUUGAGAAGGCGUUCGAAGCGGUUGUGUCUGGAUCUAGAUGUUCUCGUAGGAGAGAGCGUGGCGUACGUGAUUUUGCGGGAAGAGGGAGAUAUAGGAUCCGACCUGCUGUGACAGGUAUUUAUCGGCAUCAGCCAUAAGAUAAUGAAUGAAAAGGAAAUAAUUGAACGC
Messenger RNA from Aaosphaeria arxii CBS 175.79, 1863 nucleotides. RefSeq names its product EXS-domain-containing protein. The annotation marks the transcript as partial. The record is from RefSeq and is a predicted model, not a curated record. The transcript has 3 exons. Lineage: Eukaryota; Fungi; Ascomycota; Dothideomycetes; Pleosporales. Gene Ontology annotation, cellular component: cytoplasm; membrane.